Messenger RNA from Prorocentrum cordatum, 573 nucleotides. The record is from the annotation of a GenBank genome assembly. Lineage: Eukaryota; Dinophyceae; Prorocentrales; Prorocentraceae.
AUGCUGAAGAUCUCCGACUUGUGCGACGGCAGCGUGUACAUCCUAUUCGGCUGUCCCCACCGCCCCAUGUUUUUUGCGAUUGCGAUGGUCGCGGCCUCGGCACAGCUGAUGUUUUUGUACCUAUUCUGGAGGGCCGCAGACGCAGACGACGAGCACAGCGACUACCACCACGGGAUAGAGCCGUCAUGCGACAUGCCCACUGGCCAGAUUGUAUGCGAAGAAGUCGAGCACAAUAUGAGUUCUGGAUAUCUGCUCGGCCUCAUGCUUCUUGUCUCAAUUCAGCUGCCACAGCUGAUCGCGGGCGUGAAAUUGCUAUUGCGGCGUGCCUUCCUCAUUGGUGGCGUGCUCGUCUUCAAUACCCUCACCGCUUCGGCAGUAACGAUGAGAUACAUCAUGGCGACGUGCGUAACCGAGACUGCAAUACUGAAAGACAUUUUCGUAUUGCUGUUCAUUAUGGACGUCGACGAGUACUUGUACAAGGCACUCCACUUCGCGGCGGACGAGACCCUGGCUGCCAUCGUGGACGAGAUCGACAAUGCAGCCCGAGGGUACGCUCAGGUGGCGCCGUGCUGA